AUGAGGAUGGCAAAAGCUCAACCGGGCAAAGCACUCCAUGACGCUCAACAAACCAAGCACCAGCUAAAACACUGGGCUGCAGCCCCACAUCGCCACAAACCAACAAGCAAAUGCCAGCCACACAUGCUAAAGAAAAUAGAGAGCAGACAGAGCACCACGCGGGCAACAUACGGCACCCACCGCACCAGAGAGGCCCGGGACCCCACUAGGACUCAAGCACGCAAAAACGAAACACUGUCCCACCAGCAAGCCCAGAUGUGGAGGGACCCCUCACCCUCACAGCGCCACGCUGCAACUAAACACACACCUAGAAACACUCACCCACUCCUCCAGCAGCAUACACCAUCCAGCUCCACUACAGACUCGGACCCUGCCAACACACCAGGCACCUCAAAUAGCAUUCACGCUCAGGAACCCGACCGGCCUCGCCGGAAGAAAAGGACUGGGGAAACUCAAGACAAACAACGGAGGCAUGGGAUUCCGGGCUGCGCCCCCGAUCUGGUUGGAGUCACUAACGGGCCAAAGAAAGGACUAUCUGCUCCAGCACAUAAGUGGCAUCGGGUGAAGAUGUGCAGCUACAAGGACUCUUUCCACUGCAGCUGA
This is a messenger RNA of Pelobates cultripes (western spadefoot toad), 603 nucleotides long. The record is from the annotation of a GenBank genome assembly. NCBI's taxonomy places the organism in Eukaryota, Metazoa, Chordata, Amphibia, Anura, Pelobatidae.